Phytophthora nicotianae INRA-310 is the source of this 2136-nucleotide messenger RNA. RefSeq lists its product as hypothetical. The transcript has a single exon. NCBI's taxonomy places the organism in Eukaryota, Oomycota, Peronosporomycetes, Peronosporales, Peronosporaceae. The coding region runs from base 1 to 2136 and encodes 711 amino acids. The record is from RefSeq and is a predicted model, not a curated record.
AUGCCGCACCGUGUCGCUCCUGGGAGAGCUCCAGGACUCGCUCAAAUUCGUGUUCAUGAGCGUAUCGCGCGCUUAAGAACGGACAAGUUAUCACCGACAGUGCUGAAAAUCACUUGGGUUGGCUUCGUAUUUCUCCAUUUCGCGUGCUUUGUAUAUUUCACGUUUACUGCUUGGUGUUACUGGAAACUACCAGGAACCCGUCUGGAUGCUUGGUUAUCUUUGCUUUAUAUCGGACUGGGUACAGAAUAUCAUCGUAUGAUCGCGUUGAUACAUUUAUCUGUGGCAAUAGUUCAUGCUGCGUACAUUAUUUGGAUGAUAGGCUGGUCAUACUGGAAAAACGAUGUGGUAUUCGCUAUCUACAACGUCGUCAAGGUUCCGGUUCAUCUCAACGGAGUUGGAGAAGAUUAUCCUCUUAUUGCACCGGUUAAAGAAGGUUUCUGCUGGGCUUAUCGAGCAGUAUUCACGCGCGACGGAUUUCUAGGAGUUGAUGGCCCGAACUUUGACUUCGUCUUACUAUGUCGAGAGAUAGUGGAGACAGCGUUGCAAACCCAGCAAGCGUAUCGCAUGAGUCUGCUACUACCACGGCGAGAGCUAAAUCGUGGAUAUGUUGCUUUACUUGUUCUAAACUGCUGGAGCACAGCACUGGUUCACUCAUAUUUUCGCAAUCAUGCCACAAGAAGACGGCUACUGGCACUAAUUUGUGACUGCAUCUUGGAUCUAGUCUCAUCUGUGGGGAUUACAAGUCUACUAGUGAUCAUGUACAUCCCAGAUUUCGAGUUUGAAACUUAUGGAUUCCCAUUUCUGAAAUGGUACGAGGACGUUUGGCGAGUCCACGCAAUGAGCGAAUUUCAAAUGAUUUUAGUGGCUUCGUGGGAGGAUUUAGCUAUGCGAUUUAUAUUCGCGCUGAGCAUGCUAGGGAACAUGAAUAAUAUCAAGAAACUCAUCCGCGCUAGGCCAAUGAAGCGCGUUAGACGUGCAACUAACGCUCGACAUCGUGCUACAGUCGUCGCACCAUUUCACGCAAGUCUAGCGACUAUAAAGAAGAAUUUUGAUGGAGUAGAUCGGGAAUCCCUGCACUUUUGGGUGGGUAAAGCAACGGAAAUGGGCUUCUUUAUGUGGGGAUUAGCGGUUUUAAUCCUUCAUUUAUACGCUGAAUCCGCGCCUGAUCUAUCGCAGUGCAAGAUGCAAGUCAAGCCGUGGACUACGUCUCAACCGAGUUGCUCCUUACUUGAGCUGAAUUGCUUUGAAUCUGGAUUUAGUGGCUCUAAAUCUGAAGUCUCAGAACAAUGGAGUGAAUUUGAUCCUGCAACUGUAAUUCGUGUGGUUAUACGCCAUUGUCCAGCGCUGGAUCUUCCUGUAAUGUUGACCGAGUUUUCUGGUUUGAAAGAGUUCAAAAUCUACAACUCUAGUAUCACGAGCUGGGAUGAAGAUGCCGCCUUCACUCAAGCAUUUCAUCCCAUGCUAACAACACUUUUUCUAAUCCGUGUAAAUAUGACGAAUGGCGAACUGCCGCUUGGUCUCCAGGCUGACAAUUUGCCCCAGUCCUUGGAAGAUAUCGAGUUUUGUGUCACAAAUCUACGUUCCCUACCUGACGAUUUGGACGUGAAAUGGCCGCAGUACGCGAGUAUCUACCUUGAAGCCAGUCAAUUUCAGGAAGUUCCCCCAUCACUGGUCCGGCUUGCUCCGUAUGAUUUAUCAUUGUCAUUGAACCCUAUUGCGGCCAUUCCUGAAGAACUUUUUGAGAGUGAAUCAGUCGCGUAUCUGAGCUUUGGAGGCACGCUAAUCUCAGAACUCCCAGAAAACGUCUCAAAUUUGGCGUCUUCAAUGUACGACAUAAACCUGAGUGAUACCAACAUUUCCUUCUUCUGGUCGUGGAUUGACCCGUUGGUCAUAACUCCGUCAAAUGCUCCUCCGAUAAGCGCUGGAGGUACCCCUUACUGUUUGGAUAUUCUGCGUAUUUUGGAAAAACGACAAACAGCGUUUGCCAUUUCCCCUCCAGAGCACAUUGAUCAGUCCAUACUGAAUGAUGCUUCUGUCGAUAACUGGGACAUCCUAGAGAAAGCCGUGUAUUGUGAAGAAGAGGAUAGCACUUGGUAUCCCCUAGACUUUGAGGAUGAAUAUAGUAAAAUUAUAUGA